UUUGUGUGCUGCGCGGUGCAACCGGUAAGUUGGUACCGCGGGAGAGGCAGUUUAUCGUGCCGCUGAGUGUGGUCAGGACUGAAAGGAGCGACGAUUCAGGAAGAGCUGGUCGAUUGCGAAGAAAGAAGCUGUUGUUGUUGAAUUGAGAGGGACGGAAAGGGUCGGGCGUCGAGGCUGUGUGACUCCCGACUGCUGCACCUCGUCAGCAGCAGGCCUUCGCGACGACGGCUGGUUGGUGCUAGCAAGUGCCCGUUGGACGCCCCUACCCUUCCCUGCUUUCAUCUGAGAAGGACGAAAUCCAGCAGGAACCUAGAAGAGUUGCGAGAAUCGUGCGCGCGCGUUGUCCAGCAAAUUUGAAAUUUGAACAUCUCCAAAUUCUCUGCUGGAAGGAGUCAUCAGGAUGGCGACAUCAGCAACGAAGUCGUCAGCGGCGAAAAUUUCCCCAGCAGCAGGAAACGCGUGGACGGGGGGGUCCGCUGUGUCUGCCGGUGGGGGGCGUGGGCUUGCGCCGGCGUUGAAGGAACCACUGAGAGUCAUCGCGCACAUCGAUAUGGAUGCCUUCUACGCUCAGAUAGAGCAGCUCCGAGACGCCGCCUUGACGGGCAGGCCUGUCGUGGUGGUUCAGUACCCCACAUCUAAUCACGACAUCAAGGACAUGGAGCCGGACGACAACCGCGUGGUGGAAGGUUCUGCUAGCUCCAUCAUCGCCGUCAGCUACGAGGCUCGUCCUUUCGGGGUGAAGCGCGGCAUGAAGGCCGGUGACGCUCGCAAGGUUUGCCCAGAGCUGGCCCUGGUGCAGGUGCCCACCCGCAACGGCAAGGCGGACAUCUCGCUCUACAGACACGCGGGCGAGAGAGUGGUGGCCGUCCUCGAGCGCGCGGGGGGUGCGUUAACCACCGUCGAAAAGGCUUCGAUCGACGAGGUUUACGUCGACGUUACGCGCGCUGCGCAUGCUCUCCUCUCGAGCCUUGGCAGCCACAACAGCGAAAGCAGCGGCAAUCAGCAGCAGCAGCAUCAGCAGCAAGAUGAGGAGGGGAAAGGUACAAGCACUGCAGAGGGAAACAAAGCCCCGCCAGCAGCGUCGCCGAGGGAGGAUGGGGGGGUCAGCAAGAAGCGAUGGGAGGACAUUGGUGAGGGGGGGUGGACCGCCGUCUUGUCGGCGACUGCGACCACUCAUGUUGCCGGCCUGAGCGACGACGAUGCAUCGAAGGAGCAGCAACUCGCUGACGGAGUUUCCUGGUGGGCCAGGACUAAAGAGGCGUUCACGCGAGACCAGGAGCUCCUCAGCUGCGGCGCGGCGGUGGUUUCGAGGCUCAGGGCCGCCGUGCGCUCCGAGCUCGGCUACUCCUGUACCGCAGAGGGAUAG
Molecule: messenger RNA, 1366 nt
Organism: Ectocarpus sp. CCAP 1310/34
Lineage: Eukaryota; Phaeophyceae; Ectocarpales; Ectocarpaceae
Source: the annotation of a GenBank genome assembly